GAUGGCAGUCGCAUUGCAAACAAAAGACGAGCGAGAGCGCGCGCCACUCAUCGCUCUCGCUCGAUGCGACAGCGAGUGACGUUCUCACCCUCACCCACCCCCCUAGCCCCAUUCUACCCCUUUGCUAAACCCAUCUCCUUUCUACUAAACCACCACCACCACUACCCGAUCUUUUACCCCACUAGUCAUCAUCCUCAUCCUCCUUCUCUCUUUUCUCCGUGAGUCCCCCAGUUAACCAACCACCCAUUGCGUUGUCAUCCCUCCUCCUCCUCCCACUGUCCCCCCCCCCUCGGUGUGCCUAUUCGAAUCUUGGUGGUGGUUGUAGUGAAUGCUUUGACAGUGAAUAAGGGGAAAGAGAGUGAAGGCUUUACAGAGAAUGACAACGACAACAGGCGAUCCAUCAACAUUGAAAACUCCAGCGUCACUUUCCAGUGGCGAUUUGGUUUCACGACUUUUGGCAGCGACACCACCCUAUCUCUACAAUGUUCCACUGACACCAAAUAGUUUUUUCUUCAGCGAAAUGCUUCGAUCUUUUGUUCAAGCCAAAGCCGAAGCAACGCCAAUUACACCCACGCCAGGUACACCUCGACGAAGAAAAAGAUCAUGGAGAGAUACACGAGAUCGUCCUUUGGAAUUAACAACAAAAGAACGAAAUCAUCAUCAACAUCAUCAUUCAACUCAACAAAAUCAUCAACAGGUAGAAAAAUAUUUUCACACCCAACAACUACAACAACAUCAUCAACAACAACAGCAACAUCUUCUAGAUUCCCCUCAUUUGGAUAAUCAAACAAAAUCCCUCGAAUCAUCAUCAUACGAUUUAGAAAAUAAAAAUCUUCCCCUCAGCUUAGAGCAAAAAACCCAAGAAUUUAAUAAUGAAAUAUUAAAAUCAAUCGAUGAUAAUAAUCGCUCUGAAUUUAAACCAUCAAAAAAUUAUUUUGCCGAUCGUAUUCCAAAUUUACAAGAGACAAUAUUUUCAACAAAUGAAAUACAAAAAGUCAAACCAGAAGAGGUAGAGAGAAAUUGUACUUACAGUGAAAAGGAUAAUAAUUUAGAGGAUCGUUGCAAUAAAACGACAGCAACAACAACAACAAUAACAACAGCAGCAGCAACAACAACAUCAACAAGUAAUAAUGAAUUAUCAUUUCUCGCUGAACAAAAAAAUAAACUUGAUUUUAAUGCGAGAAAUUUUUUGCCAACAUUACCAAUAAGAGGCGAUGAAUUACAAUCAACAGUUGCUAAAGGAUUUGGUCUUACAACAGGGAAUGUUCCAAAUCCUGAAUUUUUGCCAAAUCCCCUGUGGUAUCCACCUUAUCCAAUAUCACAAUCAUAUCCCGGUAUUGAUCCAUUACAUUUUUUUAUUGACCUACGUGUAUCGGGACACAUAUGGGAUCGAAAGUUGAAUGCAGAGAGGCAAUUGCCUUUCAAGAGUAAGCACAGCUCAGCUUUUAGUGUACCCCAAGCAAAGGAGUACAAUAAUCGACCAUUGAAUUUAACAAGAGACGAGGCUUCAUCAACAUCGAGAUUAUCUGAAGAGAAUCAUCAGGGGACGCAUUAUAUUUUGAAACAUAUCACAAAAACCUACAAAGAUAUUAAAGAGGCUGAGAAAGAUUCAAGGACCGAAAUCACUGAAGUGAUGAUUGAAGACGAACCACGAAAUUCUGAAGAAUUGGAGUCGUCCAAAAAAGAGGAAACAAAUAAUUCUGCAUCAAAUCAAGAGGAGGAAAAGAAAGAUCUUCGUGCUCUCAUUGGUCUCGAACUUGUUGUCGAUUAUGUUAAAGAGCCAAAAGGUGAAUCCAGUAGUUCCGAAUGUUCUCCACAAAUAAGAGAGUAAUAUUUCUGUCGAGCAUGUGAUGAAAAAAAAUAAA
Molecule: messenger RNA, 1865 nt
Organism: Leptopilina boulardi
Lineage: Eukaryota; Metazoa; Arthropoda; Insecta; Hymenoptera; Figitidae
Exons: 3
Coding region: 377-1831 (484 amino acids)
Source: RefSeq, a predicted model, not a curated record